AUGGCUAAUCUUCCUCAAGAUCUUCUCGUUUCCAUCGCUCAGAGGGUGGUUUCCUUUGAGGAUUUUAUACAUUUUGGCGCCGUUUGUAAAUCAUGGAGUUCAGCUGCUAUCAAGGACAACUUUAGCGGAACACAACAAGUUCCAUGGCUUAUGAUGGCUAAUCUUCCUCAAGAUCUUCUCGUUUCCAUCGCUCAGAGGGUGGUUUCCUUUGAGGAUUUUAUACAUUUUGGCGCCGUUUGUAAAUCAUGGAGUUCAGCUGCUAUCAAGGACAACUUUAGCAGAACACAACAAGUUCCAUGGCUUAUGAUCCCUGAUAACGAAGAUACUACUAUCCGUGAGUUUUACGACCUCAAGAAAGAUAAGAUUUACAAACUUGAUUUUCCAGAAAUUAGAGGAAGUAUGUGCUAUUCUUCCCUAGGGUGGCUAAUGACUCAAUCCUUCGGAAACCUUAAGGUUAGUCUACGGCAUCCAUUAAAACAUCAGCGAACUAUUCAGCUUCCGAAUCUUACGACAUUCAACGAUCAUCAUAGCGAUCCAGAGCUUUUGAAACUCUUGACGGGCGGUAAUUCCUUGAUACAAAAGUUUGUGUUAUCUUCAAGUCCUUCUUUUACGUCGGAUUAUAUUGUUUUGAUUCAUAGUUGGGAAAGAUUAGCAUUUUGGAGACCAGGAGACCAAGACUGGACUAUAUUAGAUGCGCAAGAAAGAAGAGACAGCUGCUGGAGUUAUUCAGACAUAACUUAUUAUAAAAGACAAUUUUAUGUCGUUGCAGACGAUGGUACAGUUUCAGUCUGUGAAUUCGGACACGCUAAUAAGAAAGCAAAUACAAGGGUUGUAGUUCCCAAAAUGCCUAGUGAAGUGCUUGGAGGUUCAUGUCUUGACUACAGGUUAUAUCUGGUUGAAGCAGCUGGAGCUCUGCUGUUGAUUUUACGUCGUGACUACAGGUCAAAAUUCAGGAUUAUGUUUAGGGUUUUUGAAGUGCCUCUUAGCGAUGGACGAUGGUCUUCUGAUUUAGAAGUAGAGAAUUUAGGUAAUAUAACUCUAUUUCUGGGUUAUAACUCUUCCUUCUCAGUUAAUGCCUUGCAGCAUCCUGGUUGCAAGCCCAAUUGUAUAUACUUCACGAAUCAACCAUUGGCAUAUAUCACUCCAGGCGAUUACACUGGUAUAUUUCAUAUGGAAGAUGGAAAAAUCGAGUCAGUCACGAACAAAUUACCAGAGUUUCGAGCUCCAUUUUUAUGGAUAGAACCAAGUUUCUAA
Molecule: messenger RNA, 1254 nt
Organism: Fragaria vesca subsp. vesca
Lineage: Eukaryota; Viridiplantae; Streptophyta; Magnoliopsida; Rosales; Rosaceae
Product: F-box protein At2g17036-like
Exons: 1
Coding region: 1-1254 (417 amino acids)
Molecular function (GO): protein binding
Source: RefSeq, a predicted model, not a curated record